AUGGGCCAUAAGCCCAACACUGAAACUCCGGCUUCUGCUCUUCACCUGAGUCUCCUUCAAGGCUUCAACAAAUCACCGGCAGGUGAGUCUCCCAGUCCCAGCAUUUCCCGGCGCGCAAGCAUUUCUUCCGAUUCUUUGGUAUAUAGCUACAAAAGGAGCUUCAAUGGCUUUGCUGCCAGGUUGACUGAUGCCGAGAAAGAUAAACUCUCCGGAUAUGAAGGGAUAGUGUCAGUUUUCCGUAAUCGGAUUAGAAAUCUCCACACGACCAGAUCAUGGGACUUCCUGGGUUUCCCCCAGAAUGUCGAAAGAGCAACUGUGGAGAGCGACAUCAUCAUCGGGAUGCUCAACACCGGAGUUUGGCCCGAGUCGCAGAGCUUCGACGAUUCUGGCUAUGGCCCACCUCCACAGAAAUGGAAAGGUGUCUGCCAAAGCCUUUCCAAUUUCACCUGCAACAACAAGAUCAUUGGAGCCAAAUUCUACCAUGGUGGACGCAAUUUCAGUGAAGGUGAAGUUCCCUCUCCAAGGGAUUCUCAGGGUCAUGGAAGUCACACUGCGUCCACAGCAGCAGGGAAUAUAGUAACUCCAGCUAGUCUCCUUGGCCUUGCUUCCGGGACUGCCCGGGGUGGGGUUCCCUCCGCCCGAAUUGCUGUGUACAAGAUUUGCUGGGGAGAUGGCUGUUGGGAUGCAGACAUUUUAGCAGCAUUCGAUGAUGCCAUUGCUGAUGGAGUCGACAUAAUCUCCCUCUCGGUUGGUGAAAGUUCACCACGAGAUUAUUUUGAAGACCCUAUAGCUAUUGGGGCUUUCCAUUCCAUGAAGAAUGGAAUUCUCACGUCCAAUUGGACCAAUUUAGCUGGUAAUGAAGGCCCUGCUCCUGGAUCGGUCUCGAAUUGCUCUCCUUGGUCGCUCUCUGUGGCUGCUAGCACCAUUGACAGAAAGUUCACAACCGGGGUCAGGUUGGGUAAUGGAAAAACUUAUCAGGGGAUCUCUUUAAACACAUACGCGGCCAGUAAGUCAUACCCUCUUGUCUAUGCUGGAGAUGCAACGAAUAAAACUUCAGGACACAAUGCAUUUGGAUCAAGGUACUGCAUUCCAAAUAGUUUGGAUAGGAAUUUGGUGCAAGGGAAAAUUGUGCAUUGCGAUGAUGUUAGUGGAGGGCAGGAACCACUUGAAGCGGGUGCGACUGGGGCCAUAAUGACUACUUCGUAUACCGAAGAUGAUGCAUAUCCCUUACUUUUACCUGUUUCCAUCUUGACUGAUGCUGAAGGAGCUACCAUUGUGGAGUAUAUAAACUCAACUAGUGAUCCAACUGCUGAAAUAUUCACCACACGUGACUUUGUGGAUAAUUCAUCAGCAUAUGUGAUCUACUUUUCUUCAAGAGGGCCAAACCCAAUAACAAGAGACAUCCUCAAGCCGGACCUUACAGCACCUGGAGUUGAUAUCCUGGCAGCAUGGUCGCAAGCUACAACCGUGACAGCAGCUUACGUUAAGUCAUUCCACCCUACGUGGUACCCAGCAGCCAUUAAGUCUGCUCUAAUGACGACAGCUCAUCCCUUAAGUGUUCCGGACUUACCUGAUGCUGAGUUUGGAUACGGAUCAGGCCAAAUUCAUCCUUCGAGGGCCGUGGAUCCUGGGCUAGUAUAUGACGCUGGUGAGAUUGACUAUGUUCAGAUGUUGUGUGGCCAAGGAUACAACAUUACACAGCUGCGACUCGUUACUGGAGAUCAGAGCUCAUGUAGUUCUGCAGCAACUAAUAGAACCGCAGUGUGGGAUCUAAACUACCCUUCCUUUGCGCUGUCAUCAGAGAAGCUCAAGGCUAGUGUUACUCGGGUGUUCCACAGAACUGUCUCGAAUGUUGGGUCUGCGAUGUCUACCUACACGGCUCUAGUGAAUGGUCCAGUAGGCUUUGAUACAAUUAGAAUUGAACCAAAUGUGCUCAAGUUCAAGAACAUUGGCGAGAAGCAGUCCUUCGUUGUAACUGUGACAGCCCUGCUGGGAAGAACCAUGCUGUCUGGUUCUUUGGUUUGGAGUGAUGGGAUUCAUUCCGUGAGGAAUCCUAUUGUUGCAUUUGUGCCAUCUCAAGAACGUCAUUGA
This is a messenger RNA of Linum trigynum, 2091 nucleotides long. The record is from the annotation of a GenBank genome assembly. Lineage: Eukaryota; Viridiplantae; Streptophyta; Magnoliopsida; Malpighiales; Linaceae.